This is a messenger RNA of Triticum dicoccoides, 2218 nucleotides long. RefSeq names its product glycine-rich RNA-binding protein 3, mitochondrial-like. Gene Ontology annotation, molecular function: RNA binding. The transcript has 6 exons. NCBI's taxonomy places the organism in Eukaryota, Viridiplantae, Streptophyta, Magnoliopsida, Poales, Poaceae. The record is from RefSeq and is a predicted model, not a curated record. The coding region runs from base 249 to 1937 and encodes 562 amino acids.
AGGAACAAACCCCACCGAUAGGGUUUAACAAGAAGGUUAGGAGAGCAGCCGCCGUCCCGGAGGCCGGAGUCCCUCGCCGCCGAAACCCCCUCCUCCCUCCGCUCCCGCCAAAUCACCCCUGCUACGACCGAAAUCCCUUUCACUCGCACCGGCGGCGUGGCCCGGACGCGAAUCCCCUCUUGCCGGCGGCGUGGUCCGGACGCGAUUCCUCUCGCCGUGCCCGUGGUCUGUAGCAGGGGACUUGUGCGAUGGCUUUUGCUAGUAGGAUGGGGAUUGUGCUGAGGAGGGCCUCCGGGUCCUCGAAUUCGUCGCUGCUCCAGGCAGUAAGGUGCAUGUCUUCUUCCAAGCUUUUUGUUGGAGGACUAUCAUAUGCCACAGAUGACCCAACUCUCAGGGAUGCCUUUUCUGGCUAUGGGGACGUCAUUGAAGCUAGAAUCAUCAUGGACAGGGAGUCUGGCAGGUCAAAGGGAUUUGGAUUUGUUACUUAUGCAUCCACCGAAGCUGCCGCGGCUGCCAUUAGUGCCAUGGAUGGCAAGGACCUUCACGGACGAAUGAUAAAGGUAGGCUACGCCAGUGACCGUGCUGGUGGGACACGUGGAGGUGGAUACGGCACUGGUAAUUAUGGAAGUGGCGGAUAUGGCGGCGCGGGAUAUGGAAGCGGUGGCGGUGGAUAUGCUGGCAAUGGUGGUGGUUACAGAAGUGGCGGAUAUGUCAGCACGGGAUAUGGAAGUGGUGGUGGUGGAUAUGUGGGCAAUGGUGCUGAUUAUGGAAGUGCAGGGCAUGCCAGUGGUGGUGGAUAUGGUAAUGCGGGAUAUGGUGGUUACAGUGGUGCUGCAGGCGGCGGCGAGUAUUCUAGCAUGAACAACAAUGCUGUUGCUGGUGGCUAUGGCGGUGGUGACGGAAGCUACAAUAAUGCCAGCAACUCGGGCGGAAGUGGUGGUAGCUAUGGUAGUGGUGGUGGAAUCUACAAUAAUGCGAGCAACUCUGGUGGAAGUUCUGGUGGCUAUGGCGGCGGUGGCGGAAGCUACAAUAAUGCCAGCAACUCGGGUGGAAGUGCUGGUGUCUACGGCGGCGGUGGCGGAAGCUACAAUAAUGCCAGCAACUCGGGUGGAAGUGCUGGUGGCUACGGCGGCGGUGGCGGAAGCUACAAUAAUGCCAACAAUUCGGCUGGAAGUGCUGGUAGCUACGGCGGUGGUGGUGGAAGCUACAAUAAUGCCAGCAAUUUGGGUGGAAGUGCUGGUAGCUACGGCGGCGCUGGUGGGUACAGUUCCCCCAACACAUAUGGCGUGGGCAAUUACAACAGCGGAGCUGGCGGCAAUGCAGUCUUCGGCGAAAAGACCGGCAGUUUCAGUAGUGGGCAUUCUGCUGUUGCUGGUGGCAACAACGGCAGCGCUGGUGGGAACAAUUUCCCCAACACGUAUGGUGCCGGCAACUACAACAGCGGAGCUGGCGGCAAUGCAGUCUUCGGCGAAAAGACCGGCAGUUUCAGCAGUGGGCAUUCUGCUGUUGCUGGUGGCAACAACGGCAGCGCUGGUGGGAACAAUUUCCCCAACACAUAUGGUGCAGGCAACUACAACAGUGGAGCUGGCGGCAAUGCAGCCUUUGGCGAAAGCACUGGCCGUUUCAGCAGCGGGAAUUCUGCUGUUGCUGGUGGCGACAACGGCGUCAACAGUGCUGGUGGGUACAAUUCUCCCAACACCUAUGGCGCCGGCAACUACAACAGUGGAGCUGGUGGCAACAACAGCGGCAACUUUGCUGGAAAUGUGAGCGGCAUCGGCAACUUUACUGGCAGCCGCAAUGGCAGCAGCUAUGCCGGAGGAUUUGGCAGCGCCGAGACCCUUGGAGCUAGCAAGGUGCAGUACAACGGCCAAGACGACCUGCUGGGUGCUGACUACUUCUCCGAGUCGGAGGACCGUCAUGCGGGCAGGUCAGCGUAACUUUAGUGUCGCGGAACAUCUUGAGAUGCAAAGGUAACAAUGAUGAAUGCCUGGCGGGUGCUUUUUGUUAGAGAAAACCCAAAGCUUGAUGAUGCCUCUGGAGUAGGUUAUUAUUAGGUAAGAAGAAUUGCUUAGUUUUUCUGCUUUGGUUUUGCAUGCUAUUUUGAGGCGAGAACAGUUAUGGUGAUGCUUCUGGCUACGAUUACUGUUUUUUAUCGUGUAUAUUGAGAUGGAAAAUGGCUGUUUAGCGUGUUGAUUAGGCUGUGUGUUCAGCCUGUUCA